This is a messenger RNA of Necator americanus (New World hookworm), 5649 nucleotides long. RefSeq lists its product as uncharacterized. The transcript has 49 exons. NCBI's taxonomy places the organism in Eukaryota, Metazoa, Nematoda, Chromadorea, Rhabditida, Ancylostomatidae. Gene Ontology annotation, cellular component: cytoplasm. Bases 1 to 5649 code for a protein of 1882 amino acids. Gene Ontology annotation, molecular function: zinc ion binding; peptide binding; metalloaminopeptidase activity. The record is from RefSeq and is a predicted model, not a curated record. Gene Ontology annotation, biological process: proteolysis; peptide catabolic process.
AUGGAUCGUUUGCGAGCGGUCGUUAUGGUGGCAGUGCUGCUACUUACUGUCUUUUCGUUAGGCUGCUAUGCUGCUGGUCCUCAUCCGAUUAUUGUUCCCGAUCAACUUCGACAUGUAGCCUCUGAACGUGAUGGGAGUUUUCGAUAUAACUCCUCGCUUCGUCUACCAGAUGUCGUAUCAGUAAUGGAAUACUUUGUGCAAAUCCAACCAUAUUAUCCAGCUCCAGAAGUCCAUUACAACGAUAGCAGAAACAUGACGUUUGAUGGAUUUGUUCUAAUGUCUAUGGUGGUGAAGAAGCCUACAAAUGUUAUAACAUUAAAUGCACUGAACAUUGACGUCUCGGAUCUACAUCUCAAGGAUCUGUUACAAAACGAAAUUCGUGUGAAGGAGAGGAAAUAUAAUAAUGUUACUCAACGUUUGAUAAUACAUCUAACCGAUGAACUCCCUGCUGGAUUAGUACUUACUCUUUCAAUCAAUUAUACUGGUUUGAUAAAUCCAUACACCGACGGCGGACUUUUCUAUACCUAUUAUCUGGAUACAGAUGGUGAAGUACAUUGGAUGAUUGCUACACAAAUGGAAGCAUUUGGUGCACGUUCAGUGUUUCCAUGUUUCGAUGAGCCGGCUUUCAAAGCGGUGUUCCGUCUUCAACUAAUUUUCCCCUCUUCACAUGUUCCACUCGGGAACACAAUGCGAAAUAAGGGAGUGGAAUUAGAGAACGGCUGGUCUAUGGCAACGUUCCCACCGACACCAAUCAUGUCAACUUAUUUAGUUGCAUUCACUGUAGGACCAUUUGAAUCACAUACCGUUAUAAACAAAGAUGGAAUACUGGUGCGCUCAUGGGGAUGGACCGGACAACGAGAAUACCUCAAAUUUGCGGCAGAAACAGCCGCUGAGUGCCUACAUCAAAUGACUUUGUAUACGGGCGUUAAAUUCCCAAUCAACAAAUGCGAUAAUGUGGGACUUCCACAAUUUCCCUCUGGUGCAAUGGAAAACUACGGGCUUCUUUUGUACAAAUAUCAGCUCAUCCCCUUCAAUCCAUAUACAACGUCGGUUCUGCAAAAAAUAGAAUCAGCAAGAGUGUUGUGUCAUGAAGUAUCCCAUCAGUGGUUUGGGGAUCUGGUCACGGCUAAAUGGUGGGAUAAUCUGUUCCUACAUGAAGGAUUUGCUGCCUACUUUAUGAGAUUAAUGAUGGGAAAAGUGUUCCCUGAAGAAGCGAAAUUUGUUGACACUACAAUGCUUUCGCUUGAUCGUGAACAAGCUUUAAAUCAGGAUGCUGGCCCAACUACUCAUCCACUGAUCGCAUCAGAUGGACCCUAUUUCGAUAAGAUUACAUACAAAAAAGGCUCAGCGCUUCUACGAAUGUUGUCAGACGUUUUGGGACAGGAGGUGUUCCAAGAUGGAAUCAGGGAAUAUAUCAAAUCUCAUGAAUAUGGCACAGCUUCACAUUUAGACCUAUAUACUUCCCUGACUGAGGCGGCCGCUCGAGCGAAAGUUAAAGGUUGCUGCUCUUACAAUAUAAAUGUUACGGAUCUGAUGGAGCCGUUCUCGCAUCAGGAAGGUUUCCCACUGAUAAAUGUACACUACGAUAAAUUCUUCUAUGAACUGAGUCAAGAACCUUAUAACGAAACAUCGGAUAGUCCACCAUCACCUUGGAACUAUACGUGGAUAAUUCCCGUUCGAACGGAAAGUUUCGAAUUACCGGAGGGCGAGGUUCACUGGAUGAUGUCACGUUCUAAGAGAGUGAAGGUGUAUAGCCUCAAUAACGAAAAACACAACUAUCGUCUAGUUUCGUACACUUCCGCUACCUAUGGCAGAGUUCGCUACGAUAACGAAAGUUUAAAUGCUAUCCUGGAGAAAAUUACCACGGAAGAUGUGCCUAUUGGUGUAAAAAUUACACUUGUUGGAGACGAAGUGGCAUUAAUCAAACGUCAAAUAAGUAGAGGCCUUCCAUAUUCAUACGAUCGUCUACUUAACGUACUGUCUACAGUCUACAAUACACCAUCAACAGAUGAUCCAUCAUUCACCUUAGCGGAUCUUGUACUACCACAAAUGGAGUUCUUUGCCAGCCUCAUGCAGGAUAGCAUUGAUGCACCAUUAAUUGAUAGAUUCUUCAACAAAGUAUUCGGGAAGAUCUAUAAGCCAGAACUAUGGGAGUCCGCAGACUCCUGGAAUGCGAAUGCGUUCAAAUAUGCCUUCUUACCGUAUGCUGUCAAAUACAAUAUUGGAGAUGCUGUUCAGAGGGCUAAGAAAGUUUUUAAAGAAAUUGAUGUUAACUGUGCAGCACUUCAAAGUAACAAUGGAAGUUCUUGGUGCAGUGGAGUGUCCGUCGAAAUUCAUCGAGCCGCGUACUGUGCUGCUGGAAAAUAUGACAAUGAACGCGGCGAGAAUUACGAUAAAUUAAUGAACUACUAUAGCGGAGAGGUUAAAGUAAAUCCAUACUUCUUCCAAGAAUACCGCGCGUUAUUAGAAGGAAUGGCAUGUACGGAACUACCCGGACGAUUGGAAACGUUGAUUGAACUCUUCCUCGAGUCUCCUCUGCAACCUUCAAUGAUUUUUGGUUGGUUUAAAUCAAAUCCAAAAGCGUCGGAUGCUCUCUAUGGAUACCUUGACAGAAAAUCCGAUUCAGUACUCAAAUACGAUGGUCUUUCCUCAUACUUCGAUGCUAUGACGUACAACUGGAGGUCUAAAACAAGGCUACAGCAGUUCACCAAGUUGCAUCAAAAGCUUUUACAAAAGCUGAACAAGGAACAGAAAGCACUUUUCGAUAAAUAUGAAGAAAAAAUCAAGAAAAAUAUUGAAUGGUCUGAACAACAUCUACCAUCCAUAAUGAGAUGGAUGUACGACAAAUUGGUGGUUGUUCGAAAACUUUUAUGGAAGAAGAGACUCCCCGGAACAAUUGCACCAAAACAAUACGAUCUUGAAAUCACUCCCUAUAUACCAGGAUCAGGCAAAUAUAUUUACUCCAAAAAUAUGACAUUCGAUGGUAAAGUUACGGUAAAAUUCAUUGCCACAGAAGAAACUUCAGAGAUUGUUUUGAAUGCUCAUAGACUGGUGAUAGAUCCAGACUCUAUUGUAGUGAUGGAUAAUCAGAAUAAAACGAUAAAAGUUAUCACAACGAGAGUCACAAAAGACUACGACAACGGAAUCCUUCAUAUACCAGUUGGGGAGAAACUUCGUCGUAAUUCCCAGUACUAUAUGACAAUUUCGUAUUAUGGAUUUAUUUUCGACAAACCACAAGAUGGUGUCCUCAGCAACUAUAACUAUUACGAAUUUAAUGGAAAACAAGGGUGGAUCUUCAGCACUGAUUUUGAGGGUGGUCCAAGUCCUCGAUCGUUACUUGUCUGCUGUGACGAGCCCGCCUAUAAGGCUGCAUUCAAAAUCACUGUUCGUCAUCCAGCCGACAUGACUGCUUUAUCCAACAUGAUUAACACGGACACCACGAUGGGCAAAGAUGGAUGGGCGGUGACAAGCUUCCAGAAAACACCUCCAAUGUCCUCUUACCUGGUUGCGAUCUCCGUGGGUCAUUUUUCGUCAUUGUCAGCCGUAUCUGAAACUGGCGUACUAGUAAGAGUAUUCUCGUGGACAGGAAUGGAAAAAUAUGCUGAAUUCUCCGUAAAAGUAAUGGCUGCUUCCGUUGACUACAUGAGCAACUACUUUAAUUCCCCAUAUCCACUAAAUAAACUUGAUAUUAUUGCUCUGCCCCAAUACACCGGUACCAUGAGCGCUAUGGAAAAUUGGGGUCUUAUAAUCGGCAACUACAAACUUCUAAUGAUAGAUCCAGAAUACGCUAGUGCGGCAGUUGUUGGAAAAGUAUCUACUGUUGUAGCUCAUGAAGUUGCACACCAGUGGUUUGGUGAUCUUGUAACAAUGGAUUGGUGGUCGAAUCUGUUCCUAAACGAAGGAUUUGCAGAGUACUGGUCUCUUAAUGCAGUCAACGACACCUUCACCGAUCAACGAGCGUAUUCGGAGUAUUUCCGAUUCAUAGCCACAACGAAAGCACUUUGGGAUGAUUGUGGAGAGACGCCAUUCCCAAUACUUACGGAUGAAAGUGGUUUGUUCACGUCAGCAGUUUAUAAGAAGGGAAGUGCUUUGUUGAACACACUCUCCCAUACUCUUUCGCCGGAAACACUCCAGAAAGGUCUCCGCAGUUAUGUUUCCAAGAAAGCAUAUGGAAAUGCAAAGCCAGCAGAUCUAUGGGCAGCAUUAACAGAGGCCAGCGCAGAGGACGGGGUGAAAGGUUGGGAUGGACGAAAUCUGGAUGUUUCUACUUUUAUGGAUUCAUGGACUAAUGAGGGAUCGUAUCCAAUCCUGAAACUCAAGUAUGAUAUGGAUAAUAGCCGAGUGACAUAUGAGCAAGAAUCCUGCUCCGGAGGCAGUGCUAGCAACACCACUUGGUAUAUUCCAGUAGUGAGCAAAACUUGGGAUAAAUCAUUCCAAUAUUCCGAAGAGUUGAACUGGUUCCACGGAAAAGAUGGUUCCUCUCAAAAAUGGUCGCAAAUAUACCCAAUGAAAAGAAUUGAUAAUAUCAGACGUACGUCAUUUUUACGUACGUACUAUGAUAAUGCGAAUUGGGCCUCAUUGCUGAAGAAUGUAUACGUGGUUAAAGAUUCGACAACAUUGGGUGCGAUUCUGGAUGAUGCGUGGUUUUUCCUCAUGAAAGGUAGCUACACGUGGACGCAAUUUCUGGACUUGACAAGAGAAAUAAUGUGGAAGAAUGACUUAAUUCCAUGGACAGUUGGAUUGCAAUUCAUGCGCAAAAUGUAUGAAGCAUACCGAUUCCACGCAGAUAACAGAAGAAUUCUGAAAUACCUGAUUUAUAUGGGAGAAUCGUCAUAUCUUACUAUACACGAGGCAAUGAAACCUAGCCCUUACUGGGAUCAACAAAUACUUGGAGGUGAACUCGCGGAAUGGAUGUGCCGUCUGAAUAAUUCUGAAUGUCUUAAAAGAGUAAACAUCCAAUUCAAUAACUUUGUUUCAAAAUGUAGUACUAGCAGAACUGGAACAGCUCAAUGUGUGGGUGUGAUUCCUGAUUAUCGGGCUACAAUGUACUGUUACGGUCUGAGACAGAAUCCGAAAGCCCACGAUUUGAUCUAUUCGUUACAAAAAUAUUUUGCUCGAAAUGCAUUUUACUUUAAUCGUGAUCGCCUCAAUUUAUUGUAUGGGUUGUCAUGUCUCAAUGACUUCGGGUUACAGAAAAAUUAUAUCCAUCGUGUUCUGGAUGGCCUUCUACCUGCGGAAUUCAUUCUUUACAUUGGAGAAAAUGAUGUUACUGGAAAUAUGCUAUACGACUUUUUUGUUGAAGAGAUUCGAAAGAUCCUCAACUCCGACAUCGGGUUUGAUUUUUACGUUGAAGCGAUGAUCACUGAUUGGUCUCGUAAGGAUCAAAUACAGAAGCUGAUCAACUUCAAGUUUGAAGAGGACUACAAGUUCCUGAAUAAAGAGCAGCGAGACGUAUGGGAAGAUGCCAUAAAAACUGUCGUCGAAAGGGAAUCAUGGGAUUCACUACCAAGGAUAGCUAUGCUACCGCAGAUUAUCAUUAUUUAUCUUCCAAUAGGUUAUCCAAUACACGAUUCUCAAAAAUACUGUCAAGACGAGGAAAUUAUGGUUCAAAUGGGACCAAAUAUGCGGAAGUUGGGUCCCCUAGAAUGA